AUGAUAAGAAUUCUUGGCAAACAAAAGAAUGGUCUUAAAUUGGUGCACAUUAAUGCCCAAAGUCUAAAUAAUAAAUUAGAUGAAUUUGAACAACUAUUCGUUUCUUCGAAUGUUGAUUUGAUCUGUGUGUCUGAAACAUGGUUUCAUUCUGAUGUGCAAGAUGGCAUUUAUAAUAUCCCAGGCUACACAUUGUUUCGUGCUGAUCGUAAAACAUUUGCUGGCGGGUCAUGUAUAUAUGUGAGAAGUGGUAUUAAAUGUAAAGUUAAGCUGAAGUCCGACAACUGCAAUUCUAAUGAAUACAUUUUCUUGGAGUUAAUUUUAAGAAGGAAUCAAAAAUGUCUAGUUGGUUGUGUUUAUAGACCAAAUAAACAAUCUAACGUUACUGAAUUGAUUUCUGAAUUGCAAAAUAUUUCAAUGUCAUAUGAAGAUGUAAUAAUUUGUGGGGAUUUCAACAGCAAUAUUUUAGUGGAAAAAUCGUUAACUGAUGAAUUCGAAGCACUCGAUUUAUACCCCAUAAACUCUACGUGCCCUACUCAUUACCAUUCAACCUCAAGCAGUCUAAUCGACAUUAUUUUUUUGAAUCAGUUAUCAAAACUCCUACUUUACGAUCAACUUUCAGCCCCAAUGUUUUCGAAGCACGAUCUACUUUACAUGAUCUAUGAUGUCAACGUUAGCUGUACAGAAGAAUGCAUUACAUAUCGCGACUUCAAAAGGAUUAACUACAAUAUGUUAGAUUACCACUUACUCAGCAUAAAUUGGAAUGAAGUAUACACCUUGGCUGACGUAAACGACCAAGUUUUAUUUCUUCAAGACAAAUGUAAUGUCAUUUUGAACGACUGUGUACCACUAAAAACAAUCACACCGAAAAAUAAUACGAAACCCUGGUUUAAUAGUCAAAUUAAACGGUUAAUAAACGAAAGAGAUGCCAGCUAUAAACGAUGGAAAAAAUUCAAAACGCCUGAUUUCUACGAACAUUUCAAAUCAUUAAGACGAGAAACUACUAGCAAAAUACAAAAGGCUAAAGCUACACACUACAAAAAUCAAUUCUCCACUGCUGUAAACAGCAAAUCUAAGUGGAAGAGAAUACGCGAGAUUGGCAUAGGGCAGGCACCAAGAUCCUCCUCGCAUGAAGACAUCGAUAUUGACGCCUUGAACAUGAAAUUUACUGGAAAUAACUCUGUCAACAUAUCUGAAAAUGUCUACUCCAAUCUGAAUAUAGUACGAAAUGACAAUGAGUUUUCUUUCAGAUGUGUUGAGCAAGAUGAUAUCUACUCCGCGUUUAGGGAAAUAUCGUCGAAUGCUGAAGUCUGUGUUCCCGGUGGCAUGGAAACAAGCAAAAAUUGUGCCGAUUCCAAAGUCUAA
Molecule: messenger RNA, 1362 nt
Organism: Musca domestica (house fly)
Lineage: Eukaryota; Metazoa; Arthropoda; Insecta; Diptera; Muscidae
Exons: 2
Coding region: 1-1362 (453 amino acids)
Molecular function (GO): catalytic activity
Source: RefSeq, a predicted model, not a curated record